Molecule: messenger RNA, 3505 nt
Organism: Juglans microcarpa x Juglans regia
Lineage: Eukaryota; Viridiplantae; Streptophyta; Magnoliopsida; Fagales; Juglandaceae
Product: kinesin-like protein KIN-5C
Exons: 23
Coding region: 234-3263 (1009 amino acids)
Biological process (GO): microtubule-based movement
Molecular function (GO): ATP binding; plus-end-directed microtubule motor activity; microtubule binding
Source: RefSeq, a predicted model, not a curated record
AGAGUGAGAGAGAGAGAGAGAGAACGAGAGCGCGUGCUUCUGUGCGAAAAUUUCAAAUAUCAACCCCAUCCCGCUCUCUUCCUAAAUUCCUAACCACUGUGUGCGAGUGAUAGAGAUUGGAAAAGAUCGAUCAAACCGAGUACAUAUCACGAAAACGAAGCAUCUCGCAUCCCGUGAGGGUGAAACUUGCAUUUCUGUAGCUGAUCUACUCUCUCUAUCGCCGCCGAUCCAUAAUGUCCGGCCGCCACGAGAAAGAGAAGGGCGUAAAUGUUCAGGUGCUUCUUCGUUGCAGGCCGUUUAGCGAUGAAGAGCUCCGGAGCAAUGCACCGCAGGUCAUUACUUGCAAUGAGUACAGUAGAGAAGUGUCAGUGUCACAAAACAUUGCCGGAAAGCAUCUCGAUAGGGUUUUCACUUUCGAUAAGGUUUUUGGUCCUUCAGCUCAACAAAAAGAUCUUUACGAACAAGCCGUGAUUCCAAUAGUGAAUGAAGUUCUAGAGGGCUUCAACUGUACAAUAUUUGCAUAUGGUCAAACCGGUACCGGGAAGACUUACACGAUGGAAGGUGAAUGCAAGAGGUCAAAGAGUGGGCCAAACGGAGAAUUGCCCCCAGAAGCUGGGGUUAUAACUAGGGCCGUAAAGCAGAUAUUUGAUACUCUUGAGGGUCAGAAUGCAGAAUACAGUGUAAAAGUUACUUUCUUGGAACUGUACAAUGAGGAGAUCACUGACUUGCUUGCGCCUGAGGAACUUUCAAGAGUUGCUUCGGAGGAUAAGACAAAAAAGCAGUUGCCUCUGAUGGAGGAUGGAAAAGGUGGAGUUCUUGUUAGAGGUCUGGAGGAGGAAAUUGUGACUAGUGCGAGUGAGAUUUUUACUCUUCUUGAAAGAGGGUCUGCAAAACGUCGCACAGCAGAAACUUUGCUAAACAAGCAGUCAAGUCGGUCACAUUCUCUCUUUUCCAUUACAAUACACAUCAAGGAAGCAACACCAGAAGGUGAAGAACUAAUUAAAUGUGGCAAGCUUAAUCUGGUUGAUUUAGCUGGAUCAGAAAAUAUAUCUCGUUCUGGUGCUCGGGAGGGCCGUGCAAGAGAAGCUGGAGAAAUCAACAAAAGUUUACUGACUCUAGGGAGAGUUAUUAAUGCGUUAGUAGAGCAUCUUGGGCAUAUCCCGUACAGGGAUAGCAAGCUUACACGGUUACUUCGUGAUUCACUGGGAGGAAGAACAAAGACAUGCAUUAUAGCCACAGUUUCACCUGCAGUGCACUGUUUGGAGGAAACCUUAAGUACACUGGAUUACGCGCAUAGGGCCAAAAAUAUAAAAAAUAAGCCAGAGGUUAACCAAAAAAUGAUGAAGUCAACUUUGAUCAAGGAUCUUUAUGGUGAAAUUGAACGCCUAAAGGCAGAGGUUUAUGCUGCACGUGAAAAAAAUGGUGUCUAUAUUCCAAAGGAGCGGUACCAUCAGGAGGAGAGUGAGAAAAAGGCCAUGGUAGAUCAGAUUGAGCAAAUGGGGAUUAUGCUAGAAACCCAUCAAAAGCAACUUGAGGAACUGCACGAUAAACAUAACUUCCAAAUCCUGCAAUGCUCCGAUUUGAGUCAUAAACUGGAUGUCACUGAGAAAAACUUGAAUCAAACCAGAAAAUUGCUAGCCAACUCCGAGGAGGAACUUAAGAAAUGCCAGUAUGCUCUGACGGAGAAGAAUUUUGUCAUCUCUGAACAGAGAAAAGCAGAAAACGCACUGGCUCAUCAAGCUUGUGUUUUACGAUCUGAUUUGGAGAAAGCUCUUCAAGAUAAUGCAUCAUUGUUUUCAAAAAUUGGAAGAGAAGACAAACUUAAUGCUGAUAACAGAUUGGUGGUGAACAAUUUCCAAGAUGAGCUUGCCCAACAAAUUGGUUCGCUUUGCAACUUGGUGGAAACUUCAUUGUCUGAGCAGAAAGAACACCUCCUGAGCGUUGAGAAACUUUCUCAUUCUUUUACAGGCAUACAUGAGAAGGCUGUUGUGGAUGUCAAGGAAAAAAUUACGACUUUGAGGGCUUUGUAUUUGUCUCAUAUUGAGGCAGUGCAAAACGUUGUGCGAUUGCACAAGGCGGGUUCUAAUGCUGGACUGGAGCAGAUUUCUUCUCUGGCUGCUUCUAAUGCUCAUUCUAUUGAAGAACUUUUAGCGUCAGAGGCCUGUGAAGCGGCUUCAAUAUUUAAUGAUCUUCAGAGUACUCUAUCCUCUCACCAAGGAGAAAUGGCUGUGUUUGCAAGGGAACUGCGACAGAGAUUCAAUGUUAGUGUUGAGCAAACAAGGGACAUUUCUGAUUUCUCUCAAGGAUUUCUUCAAAAGCUUCUGGAAGAAUCAAAGAGGCUUGCAAAUUAUGCAGUGCAAGCUGAUGAAAUUCAUGUGAGAAGCGUUGCAGAGUUUCAAAAGGCCUAUGAGGAGCAGUCAAAAUCUGAAGCAGACAAGCUUAUAGCUGAUGUGACCAGCCUGGUCACAUAUCACAUUCAGCGUCAAAAGAAGCUGGUUGAUACAAGGCUUGUAGAUCUCAAAGAAAGUGCUAUUGCAAACAAGGCGUUCUUGGAUGGACACGUUUUAUCGAUGGAGGGUAUUACAACAGAUGCAAAAAGAAAGUGGCAAACAUUUUCUACACUAGCGGAAAAUGAUGCCAACGAUAGUGCUGAAUACUCUGCUGCUAAACAUUGUCGUAUGGAGGUACUCCUAAAGCAAUGUGUAAAUACUGCUGAGUCGGCUUUCGAGCACUCGAAAAGGACACACGUGUGUGUGAAUGAGAUGGGCAAUAAACAUGUUUCCGCAAUGGUGUCACUUGUCAGGAGUGCUUCUGAUAGCAAUGAACAGCAUGACGUUGAGAUUAGUUCUGCACGGCUUGCGGCUGAGCAAGAUGUGUCAAGGAAUUGCGAGGAAACACUUCAGCAUGUUGAUAGUGUAUCUGAGCAGGAGCAAAGCUCUAUAUCUGGAAUUUUGGAGAUUGUGAAAGCCCAUCAAAAUAUCCUUCAAGUUUUCAGGGAGGAUCACUCUGGCCAAGCAGCAUGUAUAGAAGAGAAGGCACAGAACACCUUCCAGCAGCGAUAUAUGGAUUAUGAGCCUAGUGGCACAACGCCAACAAGAUGUGAGCAAGAGGUCCCGAGUAAGGGGACCAUUGAGUCACUCCGAGCCAUGCCGAUGGAAGCCCUCAUCGAGGAAUUCCGAGAAAAUCAUUCACAUGUAUCAUUUGACGGGAAGGAAUCUAAACCUUCGCUUAUACCACGCUCACCGCUCAUCCAACUGAACUAAAAAUUGGAGUCUUGGCUCAUUUGCAUGCGUAAUGGAACGAAAUAUGUAUCUGUAUUAUUUGUAAGAAUGCAGCAGACGGAGGUAGGAACUUAGGAGGGUGUAUUAAUAUUGUCCAUGUCCAGUAUAGAGUAAUAUUAAAUCCUGUCUUGGGAUUUAGCAACUAGCUUCAGCUUGCUAUGAGGAAUGUGUAUCGACGCAAAGUUGGGUUCAUGAUUAAAAUUUAUUUUUGGAACACAAUUAAA